UUCUCAUCAUCCAAUAGUAAUCAAUAACACCGAGGGGUCAGAUGCAGUUGGCAAAACCCCAGCUGAACUCGCGAGUGACGAGCCAUGCUGUAUCACAUUCAGCGGUAACGUACUGCUGGUAAAUCAUAUCCCCUCCAAACCUGCCCGAUCAAUAGCUUGAGUGCACCUCUUCUUCGCUGGAUUGGGCCUUGCCUAAACUAUCAAGAUGCAUCUCUCACUGCCCUCUACUCCUUUCUCAGCCCCGUCCCCAGCGGCUGAGCUGCCAUGCAACGACGUCUACGUCGUUGCGUAUGACUUCAAAAGUAUUGAUUCCCACACCGCCAUCAAAGAGUUCCGUACCCUACUUGAAGACCUUGAGGCAGCAGGGCUCCACGCUGAGGUGAGGGCUGGAUACGAGCAGACACUCUUGGUCUUUGUGAAAGCCCCGAGGGAACUGCUCGGGAACACCGUCUACAAGCUAAGGGUCAAGGAUUGGCUCUAUGGUGUCACACCGAGCCAUCCGGGCGGAACCAAGGACACCAUCGUGGACGGCGCCUACGAGGCUGAAGAUGUGCUGUCCAUGUACCACCUUGUGCAUUGGCCCAAGGACCUCGGCGGGGCCGGCAUCUCGCCAGGCAUAGGGAAAUGGAAAAACGUCAGGGCCAUCUUUCCCCUGCACAACCAGAGGGUUAACCAGUCGCUGCUCCGCCAUCUCAGCAAGCGCGUCUUCUUGACCACCCAGGACCUCGACAGCAUCCGGGAUCUGUUUGGAUCCAAGGUCGCAUUCUACUUCGCCUUCAUCCAGACGUAUCUGGCCUUUCUUACGUUUCCCGCCGUCACUGGCCUCGUUGCAUGGUUAUGGCUCCCCAAGUACUCCCUGGUGUACGCAAUCACGACGUGCAUCUGGUGUUCUGUUUUCCUGGAAUACUGGAAGAUCCAAGAGGUCGACCUAAGCAUCCGGUGGGGCGUCAAGGGCGUCAACAAGGUGAAGGUGAACCGGCCGCAAUUCGUAUACGAGAGGAUCUUCGUCGACGGGAGCGGCCGCACCAUCCACUACUUCCCCAAGUGGAAGCAACUCACACGCCAGCUCCUGCAGAUCCCGUUUGUGGCGGUGGCAAUGCUCGCCCUCGGCGUCAUCCUUGCCAUUGUCUUCGCCAUCGAGGUCCUCAUCUCCGAGACAUAUGCGGGGCCUUACAAGUUCUAUCUGGAGUAUCUCCCCACUGUCCUGUUGGCCGUCGCCCUCCCCUCCAUCAGCUCGUCCCUCGAAGACGUCGCUGAUUGGUUAACCGAGUUCGAGAAUCACCGGACAGCCGACUCCCACGAGAUGUCGCUGGCCCAGAAGGUCUUCGUCCUCAACAUCAUCACCAACUACCUCCCCAUCCUGCUCACCGCGUUCGUCUACGUCCCCUUCGGCGACGACAUCGUCCCAUGGCUGAGGGCAUCCAUCCAGAAGCACCUCGGGAGCCCCGCGGUCCAGAAGCUCGCGUACAAGCCCUUCACCGCGGACCACGACAAGCUCCGCAACGAGGUCAUCGCCCUGACGGUGACGGGCCAGAUCUGGGGCUUCUUCGAGGAGAACAUCCUGCCCUACAUCCGGCACAAGCUGCAGGGCUGGUACCGCGACUUCCGGCGCGCUCGGACCCACGACGGCUCCAUGCUCCUGACGGUGGUGCGCGACGAGCCCGACGAGGCCGACCUCCUGGCCCGGGCCCGCGACGAGGCCACCCUGGACCAGUACAACGUACACGAGGACGUGGCCGAGAUCGUCCUGCAGUUCGGCCACCUCGCCCUGUUCUCGCCCGUGUGGCCCGUCCUGGCCGCCGGCUUCCUUCUCAACAACUGGGUGGAGGUCCGCUCCGACUUUGCAAAGAUCUGCAUCGAGCACCGCAGGCCCGCGCCCGCCCGCGCCGACGGCAUCGGGCCGUGGGUCGGCGCCCUCGAGUUCCUCGCCUGGGCCGGGAGCAUCUCGACGGCCGCCAUUGUGCACCUGUUUGGCGCCGAGGGGGCCGCCGCCGGCAGUGCCUGGUGGUCGCUCGCGGCGACGGUGUUCGUCAGCGAGCACGUCCUCCUCGCGGUGCGGGCGCUGGUGCGGUUCGCGCUCCGCAGCGCAGGGUCGGAGCAGAUACGCCGCGAGAGGGACGUGCGCUACGCCAACCGGCGGAGACACCUCGACGAGAUGGAGGCGCAUAAACAGGCCGGGUUGGCGCUCAGCGUUGCCGAGAGGGAGCGCCGGAGGACGGUCCUUGCUGCUGGCGGGGAGGCGUUUUGGACUAGGCAGGCGAGGGAGGGGGCGGGUGUCGAGGUUGGGGUUGGCCUGAUUGAGCGGGUUAAGCGGGCCGAGGAGAGGGGACCGCAGCAUGAGAGGAGGGAAAGAUAA
This is a messenger RNA of Phialemonium atrogriseum, 2356 nucleotides long. RefSeq names its product calcium-activated chloride channel-domain-containing protein. The record is from RefSeq and is a predicted model, not a curated record. Gene Ontology annotation, biological process: chloride transmembrane transport. The coding region runs from base 206 to 2356 and encodes 716 amino acids. Gene Ontology annotation, molecular function: chloride channel activity. Gene Ontology annotation, cellular component: cortical endoplasmic reticulum. The transcript is spliced from 6 exons. Lineage: Eukaryota; Fungi; Ascomycota; Sordariomycetes; Cephalothecales; Cephalothecaceae.